AUGCAGCUCCUACCAAGCAUCCUCGCCAUCACCCUCCUCUUCACAGCAGCCCAAGCCCAGAACAGGCUACCGGCCCCCAUCUGUCCAAAAUGGACAAAAGUCCACGGCAAAUACGCUUCGUGCGGCCAAUGCUCCCCCACCCUGGGGAGAUGCAUGGCGGGCGAUACCCCCUGGUCGAUGUGUCAUCCAGACACCCCGUGCAUUAGGGGGAAGUUGUUUUGCAAGACCGUGCGCGAUAUUCAAUGGUCGUACUGCUCGGUUGAUCCGUCGGAUAAUAGGACGCUGCUGAAUCCCUACCAAACGGACAAAAAUCCCUUCCGUGAAGUCCUUGGGAAAAGACGUCUGCCGGUCGAGUCCGAUGUGGAGGAAACUUUCGACUCCGAGGGGUUCGCUGAGGAGGAGGAGGAAGAUGAGGAGGAGGAGGAGCUGGUUGACUGA
This is a messenger RNA of Colletotrichum karsti, 438 nucleotides long. RefSeq lists its product as uncharacterized. NCBI's taxonomy places the organism in Eukaryota, Fungi, Ascomycota, Sordariomycetes, Glomerellales, Glomerellaceae. The record is from RefSeq and is a predicted model, not a curated record. The transcript has 3 exons. The coding region runs from base 1 to 438 and encodes 145 amino acids.